Ectocarpus sp. CCAP 1310/34 is the source of this 1227-nucleotide messenger RNA. The record is from the annotation of a GenBank genome assembly. NCBI's taxonomy places the organism in Eukaryota, Phaeophyceae, Ectocarpales, Ectocarpaceae.
UGCUGUUCGGGGAGUGUCGCAACCAUCAAGGGGUGUACACAGAGGACCAAAACAAAGCGCGGAGGCGGAUAUGGGGAACAAUGGGAUACCUCGACCGCGCUCUCUGCUGGCUGAUGAUGUUGCGCCAGGACUUCUGCUUCCACACCAUGGCGGAUUUGUGGGGGCCUUCAGCAGCCACAUUCCAGCGGGAGUUUGUGUGGAUGACCACGCAGGCUACAACGCUGGAAAUUCUUAACGAUGAGAUUCAAUGGCCGACGGCGGAGGAGCGCCGGGCUCAGGGAGAGUUUCUGGCCAGGGUGGCUCACCCCGAUCUCGGCAACAUUGCCUUCAUCAUCGACGGUACCAAGUCCCUCAUGCGAAUCCCGGCAAAGCCUCGGGACGGCAUCACGCAGGACCCAACGGCGGAGGUGAACGAUAUGCACUACUCCAACAACAAGGGGCUAGGGUACACCCACCAGAUCUACUGCAACAUUCGCGGCAAGCCGUUGAGGGUGGAAACGAGAAGGGGCGCCGAGUCGGACAGAGGGGCCUACAACAACUCGCGUGUUUACCUUCAGCCAACGGAGUUCCUUUCUCCGGGUGAGGUGGGCCUGGGAGACGGGGGCUACGUGGGGGAGGCGAGGGCGGACACCGGGGAGGCAAUGUGUGUGCCACUCCGUGGAGGGCAUCUGACGGAAGCCGAGAGAGGGUUCAAUGCUAGACAGCGCAGGAUCCGGGUGGUCGUGGAGAAUACUAUCGGUCAAGUAAAGAAGUGGCGGGUCAUUGGCACUGGCAAGUUCCGCCACCACCGAGACUUGGAGCCAGCGGUUUUCGAGUUGUGCACCAAGCUCACAGCGCGCAUCAUGAGGGUCAGGGACAAGUUCCCACGCAGUAAGGAAUGGCUGUGGAAGGAGUACGAGGAGUGGGAGGCAAAGCUUGGUAUUUUCCUGUUUGCUGACACCGAGAACCCGCAGUCGUACCUGGUCCACAACUUCGGGGCGGAUCUGCUGUAUAAUAGCGCGACGCCAAACGGUCGUGCCACCGUGCUGCAGCACCGUUGGAACGUUAUCUGGGGAUUAGUAAAUGAAGAUGAAGAGGCCGAGCCGGAGUGGUCGUGAAAUUCCGUCCGUAUUCUUGAUUGGAGAGGGGAAUCGGACCGCGUCGGACUGAGGAUGACGGUGUGUUUUGAAGUACUGAGUACCACCUUGCCAACCAGCUUGUGUCGAUACUGCCUUUGGCAGAUAGUCA